AUGGCGGACUACGAUGAGGGUUACGAGUACGAGGAGGACUAUGGGGACGAGGAUGUCAACAUCACACCGGAGGACUGCUGGACUGUCAUAUCGUCUUACUUCGACACCAAGGGCCUCGUUUCACAACAAAUCGAUUCUUUCAACGAUUUCCAGGAGACGACAAUCCAGGAGCUUAUCGAUGAGUAUUCCCAUAUGACGAUCGACGAGAACAACCCACCAGUAUCCAACCUCGACGGCGAGAUCUUGCUCCGUCGCUACGAGAUCAAGCUGGGCAGUGUCAUAAUAUCCCGACCGGUUAUCACCGAGGGCGAUAGCACAACAGCGCCUUUGCUGCCAUACGAAUGCCGCGACCGAAAUCUCACCUACGCCGCUGCCAUUUACGUCGACAUCCGAUCCAAGACAUCAAGCUGCAUCGAGGAACCGAUACCAUUGCAGGAUCUUGAUGAUGAGCAGCAAGCAGAGAUGAGCAGAACUGGCGAGCAUCCUACGAAGCUGACCUGGCAUGUGGAAUCUGACAACACUGGUUCCGAAAAAGCGCCGCAGAGCGUUUUCAUCGGCAAGCUCCCUGUCAUGGUCAAGUCCAAAGCCUGUCAUCUGAGUCGCGAGACAGAAGAGGACCUCUUUCUGCUCAAUGAGUGUCCCUACGACCAGGGUGGAUACUUCAUCAUCAACGGUAGCGAGAAGGUGCUCAUCGCCCAGGAACGCUCCGCGGCCAACAUCGUCCAGGUGUUCAAGAAGGCGCAGCCCAGCCCAUUCUCCUACACUGCUGAGAUCAGGAGUGCCCUUGAGAAAGGCUCACGUCUCAUCUCCUCGCUCAUGCUCAAGCUCUAUACCAAGGGUGAUGCGAGCCGUGGUGCAUAUGGUUCCACCAUCCACACCACUCUCCCAUAUGUUAAGGCCGACCUUCCGAUUGCUAUCGUCUUCCGCGCCCUUGGAGUCGUGUCGGACGAGGAGAUUCUAAAUCACAUCUGUUAUGAUCGCAAUGAUAGUCAGAUGCUGGAAAUGCUUCGUCCUUGCAUUGAGGAGGCCUUUUGCAUCCAGGAUCGCGAGGUUGCUCUCGACUACAUUGGCAAGCGCGGUAACCAGACUACAGGCAUGACUCGCGACCGUCGCGUGCGUGCUGCGAAAGACAUUCUUCAAAAGGAAAUGCUGCCUCACAUUUCACAACAGGAGGGCUGCGAGACGCGCAAGGCUUUUUUCCUCGGCUACAUGGUUCAUAAACUUCUGCAGUGCUCGCUUGGCCGCCGCGACAUGGACGACCGUGAUCACUUCGGCAAAAAACGCUUGGAUCUUGCGGGUCCGCUUCUUGCAAAGCUCUUCCGCAACCUCGUGCGCCGCAUGACACAGGAGAUUCAGAUGUCCCUCCGCCGCGCAGUUGAGCAGGGCAAGGACUUCUUGAUUGAGAUCGCUGUGAAGCCCCAGAUCAUCACGAACGGCCUCAAGUACUCCCUUGCAACAGGCAACUGGGGCGACCAGAAGAAGGCCAUGAGUUCCACUGCAGGCGUUUCUCAAGUGCUGAAUCGCUACACCUUUGCAUCGACAUUGUCCCAUCUGCGGAGAACGAAUACCCCUGUUGGUAGAGACGGCAAACUUGCCAAACCGCGCCAGCUGCACAACACACACUGGGGACUUGUCUGUCCUGCUGAGACGCCCGAGGGCCAGGCUUGUGGUUUGGUCAAGAACCUGUCACUCAUGUGUUCUAUCAGCGUGGGAACAUCUACGGAACCCAUCAUUGAUUACAUGAUUACCAGGAAUAUGGAGGUUCUCGAAGAAUAUGAGCCCCUGCGGUAUCCAAAUGCCACGAAGAUCUUCCUGAACGGGUCGUGGAUUGGCGUGCACCAAGAUCCCAAGACCUUGGUCAGAGACGUUCAGCAGCUUCGGCGGAACAAUCAAAUCCCAGCUGAGGUAUCUCUGAUUCGCGACAUCAGAGACCGGGAAUUCAAGAUCUUCUCCGAUGCUGGCCGUGUCAUGCGGCCGCUGUUCGUGGUGGAACAAGAAGACAACCCGGAGACUGGGGUAGAAAAAGGGUCAUUGACGCUCAACAAAGAACACAUCAGGAAGCUCGAAAACGACCAGGCGCUUCCCCCGGGCAGCGAUGAAUAUUUUGGCUGGCAAGGCUUGGUCAACGAGGGUGUCAUCGAAUAUCUUGAUGCGGAAGAAGAAGAGACAUCCAUGAUCUGCAUGACUCCAGAGGACCUCGAAACGUUCCGUCUCGCAAAGCAAGGUCACGAUAUGACUACAGACAACAGCGAAGAGCCCAACAAACGUGUCAAGACUCGCAUGAACCCAACGACCCACAUGUACACGCACUGCGAGAUUCACCCCAGCAUGCUUCUUGGCAUUUGCGCCAGUAUCAUUCCGUUCCCAGACCACAACCAGUCUCCACGUAACACCUACCAGUCCGCCAUGGGUAAACAAGCCAUGGGCUUCUUCCUUACAAACUACUCGCGUCGCAUGGAUACCAUGGCAAAUAUUCUGUACUACCCCCAGAAGCCACUGGGUACCACACGUUCCAUGGAGUUCCUCAAGUUCCGAGAGCUGCCAGCUGGGCAGAACGCCAUUGUCGCCAUUGCCUGUUACUCUGGAUACAACCAAGAAGAUUCCGUCAUCAUGAACCAGAGCAGUAUUGAUCGUGGAAUCUUCAGGAGUCUGUUCUUCCGCUCGUACAGUGAUUGCGAGAAGCGCAUUGGCAUCAACACCAUCGAACAAUUCGAGAAGCCGUUCAGAGCCGAUACCCUUCGUUUGAAGCAGGGCACAUACGACAAACUCGAUGACGAUGGCAUCAUCGCUCCUGGUAUCCGUGUAUCUGGAGAGGACAUCAUCAUCGGCAAAACUUCCCCGAUCAAUCCCGAAAACGAAGAGAUGGGCCAGCGCACCAAGGUUCAUGUCAAGCGUGAUGCGUCGACACCACUCCGCAGUACAGAGAGUGGUCUAAUCGACCAAGUCAUUAUCACGACCAAUGCCGACGGUCUUCGAUAUGUCAAGGUGCGAGUGAGGACCACCAAGAUUCCGCAGAUCGGCGACAAGUUUGCCUCUCGUCACGGGCAGAAGGGCACUAUUGGUGUCACAUACCGGCAAGAGGAUAUGCCUUUCACACGUGAGGGCAUCACACCUGACAUCAUCAUCAACCCCCACGCCAUUCCGUCUCGUAUGACAAUUGCCCAUUUGAUCGAGUGUCUUCUCAGCAAGGUUGCCACCUUGAAAGGAAUGGAGGGCGAUGCCACACCCUUUACGGACGUCACUGUCGACUCUGUCUCCAACCUCCUUCGCGAGCAUGGGUACCAGUCAAGGGGCUUUGAGAUCAUGUAUCACGGCCACACGGGCCGCAAGCUCCGCUCUCAGGUUUUCUUUGGACCAACCUACUACCAGCGUCUGCGCCACAUGGUGGACGACAAGAUUCACGCGCGUGCUCGUGGACCCGUCCAAAUUAUGACACGCCAGCCUGUGGAGGGUCGUGCUAGAGAUGGUGGUCUGCGUUUCGGAGAAAUGGAGCGUGAUUGCAUGAUUGCCCACGGCGCGGCCGCCUUCCUCAAAGAGCGUCUCUUCGAGGUGUCUGACGCCUUCCGGGUCCACAUUUGCGAAAUCUGUGGACUGAUGACCCCAGUCGCUCACCUAACCAAGCAGACAUUUGAGUGUCGACCCUGCAAGAACAAGACACGGAUCGCGCAGAUUCACAUUCCAUAUGCCGCAAAGUUGCUGUUCCAGGAGCUGCAGGCGAUGAACAUUGCAUCCCGCAUGUUCACUGAUCGCUCGGGUGUAUCGGUGCGUUGA
Messenger RNA from Microdochium trichocladiopsis, 3771 nucleotides. Its product is annotated as DNA-directed RNA polymerase II subunit RPB2. The coding region runs from base 1 to 3771 and encodes 1256 amino acids. Gene Ontology annotation, biological process: DNA-templated transcription. The transcript is spliced from 2 exons. Gene Ontology annotation, cellular component: RNA polymerase II, core complex. NCBI's taxonomy places the organism in Eukaryota, Fungi, Ascomycota, Sordariomycetes, Xylariales, Microdochiaceae. Gene Ontology annotation, molecular function: ribonucleoside binding; DNA binding; DNA-directed RNA polymerase activity. The record is from RefSeq and is a predicted model, not a curated record.